Didymosphaeria variabile is the source of this 2238-nucleotide messenger RNA. RefSeq lists its product as uncharacterized. The coding region runs from base 1 to 2238 and encodes 745 amino acids. The transcript has a single exon. Gene Ontology annotation, biological process: intracellular signal transduction; mitotic cell cycle. Lineage: Eukaryota; Fungi; Ascomycota; Dothideomycetes; Pleosporales; Didymosphaeriaceae. The record is from RefSeq and is a predicted model, not a curated record. Gene Ontology annotation, molecular function: histone H3T3 kinase activity. Gene Ontology annotation, cellular component: cytoplasm; nucleus.
AUGCCGCCAAAGCAGGUCUAUGGGAAGCGCACAGUAGCGAAACCCUCGGCGACCUAUACCAAAUUUAUCAGCCCUAGUAAAGACGUCGACGCUCCGAGAAAGCAGGAUACAGAAGUCGAGCAACGCAAAGCGAAAAGGGCAGCGAGGAGCAGGGAUGCGGUGAAAAAGACCAAGAAAGAGGCGGAUGUUGGUAGUUUGGUGGGGGAGUUGAAUGGGCUAGAGAUUAAGGACGAUGUUGUCCUAGCUGAGAUAAACCCCAACCAGCCGAUCCAGACAAGUCAGAGUACCAGAAAAAUUGUACCAUUGAAGGGACGUAAGAAGGCGGGAAAGGGUUUGAUCCGGAAAGAGUCGACUGGUAACAGCAGUGAUCCACCGCAGUUGAAAGAGAAGGAAGAGACAGCUCUUGCGGAAUGCUUCAACGGCCUACGCAUCAGCAAAAACGAUGGGGACCCAAACGAGGCACCUUGUGAGCGAACAGAAAGUGUUCCAAUCACCCGAGAAGUUCCUACAAGAUCAAGCCCAAGGAAGAGAAUCGAAGUCGCGACAAACCAAGAGCAAACAGCCAAACCCAAACAACGGGCGGAUCAGCAAACAAUACCAGAAACACCGACACGUGCCCGCAAUUCGAACGCGGCGGUAAAGACUGCAUCCAAACCAAUGCCACAACUUUCUACUUCGGAACCAGUAAAAGACCCUAAAGACCCCUACACAUCCUACGUAUCGCCGUUACUGUCGCUUCAGAGCUAUGGGAGAGCCAUUUUACCGUUCAAGGAAUGGUCAUGCUCGAUUGAACCGCAUUUCACCGUUAGCAAGAUCGCUGAAGCUUCCUUCUCGGAAGUAUAUCGACUGUCAGCCACAAACACGGCAUGUAGAUCGCUCAGGGAAUCGGUCUUGAAACUUGUGCCAUUGAAAAGUGCUCCUAAUGCGCCCCUCAGAAACAGCUUACAAUCGCGAGCAUCCCGAAAUCCAGACGUCCAAGCUCAAAUGGAAAGGGAUGCGCGAGAAGAAGACGAUUCGUGGAAGUCGCAUGUUGACGAUGUGCAUUCGGAGGUCAAGCUCCUCCAGAACCUCAACUACAUCCCAGGUUUUACCAUCUUCCGCGAGCUUACUGUGCUUCAAGGGCGCCCUUCAAAAGCCUUUACCGACGCAUGGAAGGCAUGGAACAAAGCGAGGCCGCGAGGGAAGAAGAGCGAGUUUCCGGAUCCAAGCAAGAAGGCGAGUUACGACGAUACCCAGCUUUGGGCCGUCAUCGAGAUGCAAGACGCUGGCACAGAUGUCGAGAAGGUCAUGGAUAAGGGUGGGUUGAGCACCGUAUGGGAGAUAUGGGAUGUUUUCUGGGGCGUGUGUUUGAGCGUCGCAAAAGCUGAGGAGGCAUGCCGCUUCGAGCAUCGCGAUUUGCAUCUGGAGAAUAUCUGCAUAAGAUCAUCGCGGACGGAAGCGAACGAAGACCUUAUGAAUCCCAUCGUCAAGGGUCCACUAACACGAAAGCUCGGCUUCACUGGGCUCGAGACUACAGUCAUCGACUACACUCUUUCACGAGCGGACGUCUCCUCGUCUGCAUCUCGACGCUCGUCAUCGAUUACGGAUGUUUCUUCAGCCUCGCCAUCUUCCCCUUGUGACCCAUCCACACCUUUAGGCGUCGCCUACCUCGACCUCGACAAAGACAUGGGUCUCUUCACCGGCGACGCCUCGCAAGAAUACCAAUACGAAAUCUACCGCUACAUGCGCGGCGCCGUCCUCUACAACGACCCUCUCAAGUCGGAGCCUUCGACAAAAAGCGGCCUCGACCCCGAUCAGCUCCGUCCCUCUCCACGAAAGACGCCGCAGCACAUCCGCUUCGACGACCCCGACCCAUCAUCACCGCGCACCUCCCCCCCCGGAAACAAACCAUCAAAACGCCCUGCGACCCACCCCCCCGACAUCUGGCGCUCUUUCCAUCCCAAAACGAACCUCGUCUGGGCGCACUUCAUCCUACACAAGCUCCUCGCGCAUCUAGAUGGCAACGAGCCAUCCAACCUAUCCAGCACGCAGGUCAUACGCAACGUGGAAGCUAGCAGCGAAGAGAAGAGCAAAGUAGUAAGGAAAGCGCUGAAGCUGUACAAGGUGUUGGAAAGGGUUGCAGAGCUUUUAGAGCCCUUUGCGCUGGCGAAGACGGACAGUCUGGGGAGCAUGAAGGAACUUGCUGUGUUGGCGAUGGAGGAGAGGUGGUUGAGGGUUAGCGAUGUUGCGGGUGCGUGA